This is a messenger RNA of Ceutorhynchus assimilis (cabbage seed weevil), 1856 nucleotides long. The record is from the annotation of a GenBank genome assembly. NCBI's taxonomy places the organism in Eukaryota, Metazoa, Arthropoda, Insecta, Coleoptera, Curculionidae.
CGAACGCGAACAGUUCAAUCUAGAGUUUGUGCACCUACUUUUCAAGCUGAUAAGAAUUUAUAUGGCAUUUGAUGCGGACUAAAAUUUCCUCCUAUAGAAAAUGGAAACUAUUUUGGAACCUCCUGACGGGGGCUACGGAUGGGUUAUAGUUUUUGCUAGUGUUUUAAAUAAUUUUAUCAUGGUCCCUCUAAUCCAAAACGUCGUGCUAAUCUUCAAAGACAAAAUGGUCGAAAUCGAUAUGACAAUCACUCAAAUGUGGUUCACUUUGAACGUUCAUACUUGCGUCGGUCAAAUUACAGGUUUAAUAAACAAUAGCCUGUUGCAAAGAUUUGGAUACAGGAAAGUCACUUUGGCCGGCGUGACUCUCGUGUUUUUCGGAUUGAGCAUGAGUUCUUGGAUUCAUAACUAUUUAGGAUUCAUGCUCAAUGUUGGUCUAGUAACAGCAUUCGGUGUAGGCUUAAACAUGUCAUCUUACACUUUAGCAAUCAAAUCGUAUUUUCAUCAAAACAGAAAUAAAGCAUUUGGUCUUUCGAUGACGCUGACAGCUUUGGGACCAAUUCUGAUGCCUCAAAUACUUAAUGUGCUUAUUCAAAACUACCAUCCUGACGGUGUGAUUUUGAUUUUGGCUGGUAUUAUUGCUCACGGGUAUAUUGCUGCUUGCUUACUUCAGCCAGUCAAAAACCAUAAAAUCAAAGUGAUUAGAAAUGAAGAGAUUGUUGAAAAGAAAGUUGAAGAUGAUUUAGAAACUGAAGCUUUAGAUGAAUUGAUAAUGCCAGAGCCUGGGCUUAGGCCCUAUCAACUGUUUCCACCUAAAGAAUUUCUGAGCAACAGGAAAUUCAGGAGGAAAGAUUCUAUUAUUUCGAUUAGUUACGAGCAAGAGCAUGCAGCUAUUAUGGGCAUGGAUUCUACUCUGGGUGGUAGCUUGUACUCUUUGGAGUCUGUUGGACAGCCACGGUCUCCAAUGUCUCCAAAAUAUUUAACGAAAACCACUUGGUGGAAGAGCGAAGACAGUAUUAAUUUGCAAAGUUGUUAUGAUAUUUUUGAUGAUGAGCCUGUAGUUGAGGCUAAAAAGGAAGUAAAAACUAAGAGUGAAAAAGGUUUAGAUGAUAAAUUUCAUUUUGAAGAGCGCAAAAUUAAUAGAGGUUUCAAUAUAAAUAGCUUGCCUUGGUAUAAACGAUGGUUUUAUCAAACGAUUGAACUAUUUGGCUUGGAUAUUUUUUUCGAUCUUAGAUAUGUAAAUAUAAUGAUAGGUAUUUCUCUUGCAAUCAUAUCUGAAAUGAACUUUACCGUCCUACUACCAUUUCUCCUAUUCGAAUACUCCUUAUCCAUAUCGGAAAUAGCAGCAUUUUUGUCAAUUUUAGGUGCUGCUGAUAUUUUAUUUAGGUUUUCGGCACCCCAUAUUGGGGAUUGUUUCAAUCAAUCAUCCAGAAUCAUGAUUAUUCUGGUAUUGGCGGGAGCUAUUAUUUCUAGAUUUGCAUUAAUCUAUAUUAGUCAUUAUCCAACAAUCCUGAUAAUAGCCUUUAUGCUGGGCUGUAUCAAAGGCCUUAGGGUAGUUUACAUGUCUCUAGUUAUACCCAGCUAUGUUCCUAAAGAAAGGCUGGCUUCAGCUUCAGCUAUUCAAAUUAUUUCGAAUAGUUUGUUAACGUUGAUCGGAGGACAUGCGAUCGGUGUAACAAGAACAAAAACAGGAAGUUACAUUUACUGUGUGGUAUUGCUGAAUUGUCUCACAGCGGCCACCAUAGUAAUGUGGUCCGUGGACAUUUUGUGCAAAAAAUUAUACAGGAAAAAAAGACUGGAAAGUAACGUUAGUAAUGUCGUAGACGCAAACGAAAUGUAUUAAUAGAUAAAAAUAAAAC